This is a messenger RNA of Diospyros lotus (date-plum), 2018 nucleotides long. Its product is annotated as lysine histidine transporter-like 8. Bases 232 to 1821 code for a protein of 529 amino acids. The record is from RefSeq and is a predicted model, not a curated record. Lineage: Eukaryota; Viridiplantae; Streptophyta; Magnoliopsida; Ericales; Ebenaceae. The transcript is spliced from 5 exons. Gene Ontology annotation, cellular component: plasma membrane.
UACCAUUCCGCUCUGACUCACCCUCCUCACCUAUCUCUCUCCCUCUCUCUCUCUCUCUCUCUCUCUCUCUCUCUCAAAGCUACUUUUCCCAGCUCUCUUGUGAACGAUAUAUAAAUAUGGCGUGCUAGGCUCGGGCAACUUGCUUGCGCAGAGAGAGAGAGAGAGAGAGGCAGAGAGAAUUGGCAAGCCAUAUAUACAACCACAGAGAGUGGCCGGAAGAUCAGUCCAGAGAUGGGUGAUCAGGUAGUAGUUGAAGACUGUACUUUGUCACCAACCGGCGGCGACGUGCCGGCCGUGGCGGCCCCUCCCGUGCAGUCGACGCAGUACAAUUCGCCCUCUCUCUCUAGGAAGCCAUUGCUGAACAUCGAACAACCGAGCGCUCCGGCGACCAACUCGAUAGUUCCGAGAAGCGCCGGCCGGACGCCGAACUUCCUGACCCCAAACUUCCUGACGCCGCUGGCAAGCCCAAUCCGGAGAGCCAUCAAGCUCACCAAGCUUGACCAUAACGACGCCUGGCUGCCCAUCACCGAGUCCAGAAAUGGCAACGCUUACUAUGCCGCUUUCCACACUCUUUGCUCAGCAAUUGGCAGCCAGGCUCUUGUGCUCCCCGUUGCCUUCACUGUUCUAGGAUGGGCAUGGGGCGUAAUUAGUUUGACAGUGGCAUUCGUUUGGCAGCUCUACACCAUGAGAAUCCUGGUGAGGCUUCAUGAAUCUACUGAAACAGGAAUGCGUUACAGCCGAUAUCUCCAGUUGUUCAGCGCCAUUUUCGGCGAAAAGAUGGCCAACAUAUUUGCGGCCUUCCCAAUCAUGUACUUGUCGGGGGGAACCUGCGUGGCGCUCAUCGUCAUCGGCGGCUCAACCAUGAAGAUCUUCUACCAGAUCGUGUGCGGCGAAUCCUGCCCCAAUCCCAAGCCCUUGACCGCCGUGGAGUGGUACUUGGUCUUCACCUGCGCCGCCGUGGUGCUGUCUCAGCUGCCCAACUUGAACUCCAUCGCCGGCGUCUCGCUGGUCGGCGCCGUCACGGCCGUCGGCUACUGCACAAUCAUGUGGAUUGUGUCGGUCGACGAGGGCAGGAUUGACGGCGUGUCCUACGAUCGGGUUAGGCCUAAUGACAACGUUGUUUGGUUGUUUGGCAUUCUGAAUUCCAUCGGGAUCAUCGCUUUUUCUUUCAGGGGCCAUAAUCUUACUCUUGAAAUUCAGGCGACAAUGCCUUCAAGUGAAAAACACCCAUCUCAUGUCCCAAUGUGGAGAGGGGUCAAAGUAGCAUAUGUGAUCGUUGCGCUGUGUUUGUUUCCCCUCGCUAUUGCAGGAUAUUGGGCUUAUGGCAAAGAGAUACCUGAAAACGGCGGAAUGCUGCCGGCGAUAUACGUGUACCACGGCCGCGAUACAUUACCGUCCAUAUUGGGGAUGAUGUGCUUGUUCAUCAUCAUCAACGCCGUCAGUUCCUUCCAGAUCUACGCCAUGCAGAUGUUCGACGACAUGGAGCUGAAGCUCACUGCCAGGAUCAAGAAGCCCUGCCCCUGGUGGCUCAGGGUAAUCUCCCGGGCGAUGUUUGGAUACGGCUGCUUCUUCAUGGCCGUCGCUAUCCCUUUCCUGGGCAGCAUAGCCGGCUUAAUCGGUGGGAUAGCGUUGCCGGUGACAUUCGCCUAUCCCUGUUUCAUGUGGCUCAAGAUUAAGAAGCCCAAGAAGCAUAGCUUCAUGUGGUGGCUGAAUUGGGGAUUGGGAAUCCUGGGUUCCAUUCUGAGUGUUCUGGCCAUUGCGUCUGGGAUUUAUGUUAUGAUUGAUACCGGGAUUAAAGUAAGCUUCUUCAAGCCUCAGUGAGACCAUUCACAUGAGGAGCAGGUUCUGAUUGGCGAGGGCUUGUUUGGAUGUGUGGAUUAAUGAUCAAGAGGGAGCCAUUAAUUAUUGUUUUCUUUCUCUUUUUUUUUUUCUUUUUUCUUUUUUUUUCUAGUGUGUUAAUACAUGGUUGUAACAAUUAAUUAAUAGUGCUCCUAAUUAAUCGAUUCCUAUUUUAUCUA